ACUCCUUAUCCAUUUCGGCAGCAUAGCAGCAAUUGAGAAGAGAGUAACUGAGAUGCUCUGAAACUGUGAGUGAAUCUAAUGGCAAUACUACGUACUACUCUUCCAUGUCCAACUCAAUUAUCCUCCACAAAACACCAUGUAAUAAUAACAAACUCUUUCGACUUUGACAAGAAGAAACAUUAUUCCCCUGAUCCUUUCUUUUCUUCUUCUCUUCGUUUAUCUGUUACUCAUACCCCAACCCUUAUUAUCACAACCAAACAACACUUUAAUUCUACUCUCAGAUUCGCCUCUACUUCCGAACAACAAGUAACCACCCAGGAACAAACGGAAGAGUUGUCUACUACCAGGUUACUUGCUCAGAAUGUUCCAUGGUCAAGUACCACCGAAGAUGUUCGUUCUUUGUUUGAAAAAUAUGGAAAAGUCCUCCAUGUUGAGCUUUCAAUGUAUAAUAAGAACAGAAACAGAGGUUUAGCUUUUGUGGAAAUGGGUUCUCCUGAAGAAGCUUCUGAGGCUCUUAAUAGUCUCCAAUCAUAUGAGUUUGACGGCCGCAUAAUAAAUAUCCAAUAUGCUAAGCCUAAAAAGGAGAAAAUACCGCCACCAGUGGAACGGAAACCAAUAACAUAUAACUUGUUUGUUGCAAACUUUCCUUAUGAAGCAAGGUCUAAAGACGUCAAGGAGUUUUUUGAUUCAGGAACUGGUAAAGUUGUUUCUGCAGAGGUUAUAUUUCAUGAGAAUCCUCGACGACCAUCUGGUUAUGGAUUUGUCUCCUACAAGUCUAAGAAAGAAGCUGAUGAAGCUCUUGCCGAGUUUCAAGGAAAGAAUUUUAUGGGAAGGCCACUAAGGGUGGCACCUAGUAAGCGGUUUGUUCAACUGGCGGAGGAGAGUGCAGGGUCUGAAGAUACAUCUUCUGAGUUGAGCGUCAAUGAGGCAGAAGCCGACAAAACUGAUUGAUAUUAUUGAUGUUGUAUGCCCUUGCUUCAAACAUUUUGAUUGUUUUCUCAUUCUAACCAAUAAUUCAAAGUUUUUUAUUGGUUUAAAUGAUGUGUUUUUACAGGUAGUUUGUCUCUUUGUGAACUUGAGGCUGAACAGAUAAAAGAAAUUGAUAGUUGUAAGCACAAGCAUCUCUGUGAUUCAAAAUUGAAUAGUCUUUGUUAAUGAAUUAAUAACAUCUCCAUGAAAUCAAAAUAUCUUCAUUGCAUAAUUUCAAAUAAUUAGCAAGGUACUGAACUGUAUCCUAAGAAAGCAAUAAACAUAUCAAUAUUAGUGAUAGUUGCAUUUUCGUUGGUUACUUCGUAA
Molecule: messenger RNA, 1296 nt
Organism: Medicago truncatula (barrel medic)
Lineage: Eukaryota; Viridiplantae; Streptophyta; Magnoliopsida; Fabales; Fabaceae
Product: 28 kDa ribonucleoprotein, chloroplastic
Exons: 4
Coding region: 79-951 (290 amino acids)
Biological process (GO): chloroplast rRNA processing
Cellular component (GO): chloroplast thylakoid membrane
Molecular function (GO): mRNA binding
Source: RefSeq, a predicted model, not a curated record